Messenger RNA from Kickxella alabastrina, 771 nucleotides. RefSeq names its product cyclin-like protein. The coding region runs from base 1 to 771 and encodes 256 amino acids. The record is from RefSeq and is a predicted model, not a curated record. Gene Ontology annotation, biological process: regulation of transcription by RNA polymerase II. Gene Ontology annotation, molecular function: cyclin-dependent protein serine/threonine kinase regulator activity. Gene Ontology annotation, cellular component: nucleus. Lineage: Eukaryota; Fungi; Kickxellomycota; Kickxellomycetes; Kickxellales; Kickxellaceae. The transcript is spliced from 4 exons.
AUGACGCGACUUUCGUUGCGAAACCCGCUGUUGACUCCGGAGCAGAUUUCUGAAUCGCCAUCGCAAAGGCAAGGCAUGCUUCUCGAGUUAGAAACAGAUCUUCGCGCAUACGGGGUCCCACAGGUGGUUAUGGCUAGCGCGCAAAUUAUGUUUCAGCGAUUCUAUUAUCUGGCAGCAUUUCAGGACUUUUCCCUGCGCGGCACAGUUCUCGGCACGCUAUUUUUGGCGUGCAAGGUGGAGGAAAACCCGCAAACGAUCCGUAACAUUAUCAACUCUUUGGACAUAGUCAUCAGUCGAGAUAGGGGAUAUCCAGAAGUUGUUGCAGACGGUUACGACGCAGAGUUCUACGACUUGAAGAACGAAAUGGUUAUCAGCGAGAUGCAGAUUCUGCGGAAACUGGGGUUUAAUGUGCAGGUGGAGCUGCCGUAUGGUCUUCUUGUCAACUAUUUGCGCAGCUUGGAGCUUACGGAGCACCCAAGCGUGCCGCAAUUGGCAUGGAACUAUCUGAACGAUCUUUUACGGACGCCUGUGUACGUGUGUUUUCAGCCAGAGACUAUUGCCUGCGGCGCAAUAUAUCUGGCUGCCCAUGAAAGUCAAGUUCGGCUGCCCGAAUCGCCGCCCUGGUGGGUGAUAUUUGAUGCCAAUGGCGAGGAUGUCGCCCAGGUGGCCAAAGCAAUCCAGGCAAUUCAGAGAAAGCACGCAAAAGAGCCAGUUCGCCAUCAUCCUCAUUUGCGCAGUCUCACGAGCAUGACGGCGCUAAUGCCUCGCUGA